Molecule: messenger RNA, 432 nt
Organism: Opisthorchis viverrini
Lineage: Eukaryota; Metazoa; Platyhelminthes; Trematoda; Opisthorchiida; Opisthorchiidae
Exons: 1
Coding region: 1-432 (143 amino acids)
Source: RefSeq, a predicted model, not a curated record
AUGGAGCUGAAGCUCGCACGUCUGCGUAUCAGGGAGUUUGAAAUUCAACUUGAACUGCAGAAACAUUCUGAAGUGAAAGCCAAAAAGAGCAAUCAGGACGAAUGCGAUUCGCACACUCAAUUUCAAUCAGAUCCAGCUGAUUCGGAGUCCAUAGCCUUUGUCCUGGAAAGGCAACUGGAAUUACAGAAGCACGAAUUGCAACGCUUUAAUGGGAACCCGAAGGACUAUUGGGCCUUCAUGAAAGCGUUCAGUAGUACUAUUGAAGACCGUACCCGAGACGAUGAGGCUCGCCUGGGUCAUUUAAUACAAUAUUUUGACGACGAAGCAAAAAGAAGGAUUGAGCAUUGUACGGUCCUACGACCCAGAAAAGGUUACGGGCUCGCGAAGGAAGUUUUAAGGAAGCGAUUUGGCCAGAACUACAUGGUGGCCUGA